AUUUAGAAACACGCACGUGUCCUGUUUUGACCGGCAAGUUAGCGACAAUUUCAUCAUCCAAGUGUUUCGUCAAUAUUUCAAGGCGUGUACACGACACAUCCUUCAGUUUUAUGCAAUUCCUAUCCUAUAUUAUCACAACCUGUGUGACAACUAUCAUUUGUAAGCUGGUAGUCUGAUGGCAGAAAUAGCAUCACAAGUAGACAAGAUGAGUCUAGCUGAAAUCUACACAUCUGAAAAGACUGGUUCUGAUGAAACAGGAGAUGGGACCGAAGGCAAGCCUCUGAAAACUGUCCUUCAGGCCAUGCGGAAGGCCGGGAAAGAACCAUUCCCAACUAUAUAUGUUGAUGGCAAAGAAGGACCUGAGGCCACACUGAAAUAUGAAGUUGUGUCCAAGUCCCAGGUGAAGAAGAUCCAGAAGAUCUGGCAGAGAGAGCAGCACAAGCAGGCGGAUAAGUCAGAGAGAGACGCUGCUGAUGCUCAGAGGAGAGACAUUAACCUGGAGGAAGCUAGGAAGGUUGUGCUAGAGAUGGACAAGUCAUUGCCAGAGCCAAAGCAGAUAAAAAUCAGGAGCUCUGUUGCAAGUCGUAACAUGAGAGUAAAGAUAUUUGGCUGGGUCCAUCGGCUAAGGCGCCAAGGAAAGAACCUGAUGUUUGUUGUUCUCCGUGACGGAAGUGGAUUUGUUCAGUGUGUGAUGAAUGACAAACAGUGUCAGACGUACGAUGCCUUGACGCUGUCCACGGAGGCUGCCAUUGCUGUUUAUGGUGUCAUCAAGGAGCUUCCUGAAGGGAAGACGGCCCCGGAUAACCAUGAGCUGUCUGUUGACUUCUGGGAACUGGUGGGAGGGUCUCCCCCAGGGGGCGCUGACAACUUGCUCAACGAGGAAGCACAUGUUGACGUGCAGCUGGACAACAGACACAUGAUGAUUAGGGGAGAAAAUACAUCCAAGGUUUUGAAAAUGAGAUCGGUUGUCAUGCAGUGCUUCAGAGAUCACUUUAUGGACCGGGGCUAUUUCGAGGUGACCCCGCCCACUCUUGUACAGACUCAGGUGGAGGGAGGGGCAACAUUGUUCAAACUGGACUUCUUUGGAGAGGAGGCCUUCCUGACCCAGAGUUCCCAGCUGUACCUGGAGACGUGUCUGCCGUCGCUAGGAGACGUGUUCUGUAUCGCUCAGUCCUACAGGGCAGAGAAGUCCAGGACAAGGAGACACUUGGCAGAAUACACCCAUGUGGAGGCCGAGUGCAGUUUUUUAGACUUUGAUGGUCUGUUAGAUCGUCUGGAGGACCUUGUGUGUGAUGUGGUGGAUCGUGUACUUAAAACACCAUACGGAGAGAUUGUCUACGAACUUAACCCUGACUUCAAACCACCAAAAAGGCCAUUCCGUAGAAUGCAGUACACAGAUGCCAUUGUCUAUCUUAAAGAAAAUAACAUUACUAAGGAAGAUGGGACUUUCUAUGAAUUUGGAGAGGAUAUCCCAGAAGCCCCCGAAAGGAAGAUGACCGAUAAGAUUAACGAGCCGAUGUUCUUGUGUCGCUUCCCUGCUGAAAUCAAGUCAUUCUAUAUGCAGAGAACUGAAAGUGAUCGCAGGCUAACAGACUCUGUUGACAUGCUGAUGCCGAAUGUUGGCGAGAUUAUUGGAGGCUCGAUGAGGAUCUGGCACCAUGAGGAGAUGGAGGAAGGCUUCAAGAGAGAAGGCAUCGACACCAAGCCUUACUACUGGUACAUUGACCAGAGAAAGUUUGGGACAUGCCCCCAUGGCGGGUAUGGCCUCGGCCUGGAACGUUUCCUGUGUUGGAUGCUCAACAGAUACCACAUCCGUGAAGUCUGCCUGUACCCACGCUUCCUGGAGCGCUGUAAGCCUUGAGUCACUGGCUGGCGUGUACAGAACUCAAGUCUCUACCUAACUCAAAUAAAAGACCAUGAAAACGUCUGUUUACUUUUGAAUAUGCUUAAUUAUUUGUUUAGAUGCAGUGAUUUAACUGAAAUACUGCUCAAAGCAAUAUUAAUUCUGACUCAUUCAUAUGUUUAGGUUAAGACUAAUUUAUAUUUAAUGUUAGUCUAGAUACAGUUGUGCCAAAGGUUUCUAACUGUAGCAUUGUUCUGCUUGUUGGUACAUUGUUUUACAUAUUUAUUAUUUUCCAAGAAAAUGCAGCGGUCAAUACUUUCUGACAUCAGACAAAACAUGUCUGCUUUUCAUCUCUUGUGCCCAGGGGUCUUAUUGAAGAGUAUGUGCAAGUCCUCUGUGACCCCACUAUUAUUGUCUUCACUUGUGAGUAAAUAUCUGGCACUUGUCACUUAUUGAAGAGUCCUGUGACUCCACUAUUUUUGUCUUCACUUGUGAGUAAAUAUCUGGCACUUGUCACUGGAGAUUUGGUGCAAACACAUCUUAAUGAAAAUGUACUGUUAGUGGUGUGUUCAUUAUUGUAGCAUACCAAAAUAUAUUCUGCAACAUUCUGCAGAGAAGCUUCUUCCUAAGAUAUGCCUAUCAUACGUGUUUUUGUUUUUGUUUUGUGUUUAACGCCUCACUCACCAAUAUUCCAGCUACAUGAUGGUAUAUCAUGAUAGGCAUAGGGGCGGUAGGGUAGCCUAGAGGUACAAGUGUUUGCUCGUCACACCGACGACCCGGGUUUCGAUUCUCGACAUGGGUACAAUGUGAAGCCCGUUUUUGGUUCACCCACUGUGAUAUUGCUGGAAUAUUACUAAAAGCAGCAUAAAACAAUACUCACUUGUUGAUAAGCAUAAGUAGCUCCAACUAUCCUAAUCUGGAAAGGCCACAUUGCCAUGGGCAUUUCACUGGAUUGUCUGGUCCUGGUCCAGACUUUACAUACCGCCAUCACAUAGAUGGAAAUACUGAUGAGUGUGGUGUAAAACAACUAACAGUAUACUGAAGAAGUAGGUUAUGGUUGUCCGGCUGACUCAAGUAGUGAUGUGGUUGUGGCAGAUGGUGUAUUAUUGGAGCUACAUUUAUAAACCGUUAGAUUAUGGUGUUUGGGGAACUACAAGACUAGUUAUACAAGAUCAUGUUGGGAAUAAAUUGUGUUUCUGAAUGUGUUUAUCAAUUAAGAAGAUGAGGUCUUUGAAUGGCCUUUAGAAGUGAUACACAUAAGGAAGGGAAUUUAUGGGUGUCAACUUCUUUUUUAUGAGGAACACAAUAUUUUGGAGUAUAUACUUACUCCUUCAUCAUUCAUGAAAUGUUCCUCAUAAUAAUAAAAGUUUACAUCCAUAAAUUCUCUUCCCCAUUGAGAAGAUGUUCAUCACUAGUGACAGUGACAGUGACGUUACAUUUGGCAUAUGUGUGGAGUGUCAUUGACCAGAUAUACCAUGGGUUACAUUGGACCAGUUUUUCAAAGAACAAUUAAAUGCAAUGCAGAUGUUGACGGGUUAUCUGUAUAAAUUGUCCUGCUUUUUUUCCAAAACCAAGAAUCUCUAUCAUAGACAGAACUCACUUCCUUGGUUAAGAUUCCAAAACAUUGUGUUGUUUGUCAUUACUGUUGAUCAUAAAGCCCCGAUUUGGACCAUGAAUUGCUCCUCAAGAUGGUUUUCCUUGAUCCAUUAACCAAGAACAAUUGAACAGUGAGAUUACUGAAGUAUGCUGUCUUGUCGAUAUUAUGUCCUGCAUUUCUAAAAGGUUCUUUGUACAUUGAAUGUUAAUGCAUACAAACGUCUCUUUGUUAUGGCUCCCGAGAUGCAAUGCUUGAUACAAGAGGAUGUUGAGCAAAGAUGAAAUGUGUUCAACAUGCUUACUUCACCAUUUUAUUUAUUUCACAUGAUCUUUGAUGUACUGAAAGUGACAUAUCUUUGCUGCAAUAUUGAAUAAAUUGCUUUACACAAA
Molecule: messenger RNA, 3829 nt
Organism: Haliotis rufescens (red abalone)
Lineage: Eukaryota; Metazoa; Mollusca; Gastropoda; Lepetellida; Haliotidae
Product: asparagine--tRNA ligase, cytoplasmic-like
Exons: 18
Coding region: 176-1861 (561 amino acids)
Biological process (GO): asparaginyl-tRNA aminoacylation
Cellular component (GO): cytoplasm
Molecular function (GO): nucleic acid binding; ATP binding; asparagine-tRNA ligase activity
Source: RefSeq, a predicted model, not a curated record